Molecule: messenger RNA, 759 nt
Organism: Varanus komodoensis (Komodo dragon)
Lineage: Eukaryota; Metazoa; Chordata; Lepidosauria; Squamata; Varanidae
Gene: GLIPR2
Product: GLI pathogenesis related 2
Exons: 6
Coding region: 200-664 (154 amino acids)
Cellular component (GO): extracellular region
Source: RefSeq, a predicted model, not a curated record
CACCCCCUGAGCAUGGUGAAGGGGCGUGGUGGGGGACGAAAGCCAGUUCUUCCAUUCCUUCACAGUUUCAAUCCCCCUCAGACAGGCGCUGGACCCGCGAGGCAAGGAGCUCUACCAGGAAAUUGCAAGCUGCUGGUAACAAAGCAGAACCGGAAUUUAAGCAAGCAGUUUAUCCAGUUUCUCUAACUUCAGCGUGACUAUGGGAAAAUCAGCUUCCAAACAGUUUGCAGAUGAAGUGCUAAAAGCCCACAAUGACUACAGAAAGAAGCAUGGUGCUCCUGCACUAAAACUCUGCAAAAAGUUAAACAGGGAAGCACAGCAGUACUCAGAAGCACUUGCUAGCACAAGAAUCCUCAAACACAGUCCUGAAUCUAGCAGUGGGAAAUGUGGAGAAAAUCUAGCAUGGGCUUCUUAUGAUCAAUCAGGGAAAGAAGUAGCUGACAGAUGGUAUGAUGAAAUAAAAAAUUACAACUUUCAGAGCCCAGGAUUUUCCUCUGGGACAGGACAUUUCACAGCAAUGGUUUGGAAGAACACAAAAAAGAUGGGAGUUGGAAAGGCAGCAGCAAGUGAUGGCUCAACCUUUGUGGUGGCCAGAUAUGAACCUGCUGGCAAUAUUGUAAACCCUGGUCACUAUGAACAAAAUGUUCUACCACUGAAAAAGUAACUUGGUCAGGGGGAAAGGACUGUUUUAAACAGCUAGCAAAAAGCAAAAUUGUGAAUUGAACAGACCUUUUUAUAAUAAACAAAGUUAAAUUGGUA